AUGGAUCCACCAUGGAGAGUCACCACAACUUUAAAUUCUGGUUCAUCACUGAUUCCACCUAAAGAAAUAUCCCAGGAAGUUACAUCAACCUCCCAACCAUCAUCCUCCAAAGUACAAAACCUGGAUCUCAUUAACUUAAACCUCAAUCCAGAUAGCAACUACCUCACUCCUCUACCAGAGGAACUGUGCCAACAGCAGUACAGAGAUGAGAUGACGCAACAAGAGAGGCAGUGGGAAAUGUCAGUGUUCCCUCAGAGGAAAAAGACAUUCAUGGAGAACAUGAGACAGAAAACCCUCAAUCACAUGGCACCUUAUCGGAUUGAAAAGGAGGGAAAAAUCUCGUCUUCACACGUUAAAGAUCAUAAUAAAUGUAAAUGUCGUCACUGCCAGAGCCAAAGGGAGCAUGUUUCUGGAAACCCUAAAGGGCAGAAUCCAUCUUCUUGGAAAAUGCUGGUGCAGGACCUUAGCCACUUGAACCUCAGCUCUGAUACCAGACAGGCCAGCUGUCUACCAGAAGAGCUGCCAUAA
Messenger RNA from Equus caballus (horse), 528 nucleotides. RefSeq names its product protein FAM156A/FAM156B-like. The record is from RefSeq and is a predicted model, not a curated record. NCBI's taxonomy places the organism in Eukaryota, Metazoa, Chordata, Mammalia, Perissodactyla, Equidae.